AUGGGGAAACGGAAAUCAUCUGCAAAACCUCAAAAGAAGAUUAAGCAAAAGCUUGAAACUACAUUUUCUUGCCUAUUUUGUAAUCAUGAAAAAUCAGUUGUUUGUACAUUAGAUAAGAAGAACUCGUUGGGAGAGCUACACUGUAAAAUAUGCGGGCAAACUUUCCAGACGUCGAUAAAUUCUUUGUCCCAACCUGUUGAUAUAUAUUCAGACUGGAUUGAUGCGUGUGAGGAUCUUGCAGAAGAGGCUGAAGCCAACGGUGGUUUUAUUGAGGACGAAGGGAAUGCCGAUGAGUAUAGUGACGACGACUUUGAUGACAAUAACAAGAUAGAACAAAGUAUUGGGCCCGAAGAGGAAGAAGAGUACUGA
Messenger RNA from Priceomyces carsonii, 369 nucleotides. RefSeq lists its product as uncharacterized. The transcript has a single exon. Gene Ontology annotation, cellular component: transcription elongation factor complex. Gene Ontology annotation, molecular function: RNA polymerase II complex binding. The coding region runs from base 1 to 369 and encodes 122 amino acids. The record is from RefSeq and is a predicted model, not a curated record. Lineage: Eukaryota; Fungi; Ascomycota; Pichiomycetes; Serinales; Debaryomycetaceae. Gene Ontology annotation, biological process: transcription elongation by RNA polymerase II.